CAAUCAAUCAAUCAAUCAAUCAAUCAAUCAGAGCUGCUGGGUCCUGAAGUAGUUGGUCCACACACACACAGACACACUCACAGACACACACAGAAGUUUCCCAGGAAAGUUGAGUUUAUAUAAAGUUAUUAGGCUUUGAGGUGUUUUUGUUCUCACACUGUUAGUUGUCAUUAUGCGGUUGAGUUGGGGAUUAGUGUUAAUGCACGUAUGGCUGUGUGUGUCGGAGUGGUUUGUGGUCACCGGCGCUUUCACACAGUCUCUGGACAGCGACUUCACCUUCACACUGCCUCCCGGACACAAGGAGUGUUUCUACCAAACCAUGAAGAAAGACGCAUCUCUGGAAAUAGAGUAUCAGGUCCUGGAUGGAGCAGGACUGGACGUGGAUUUCUACCUGUCCUCUCCUACAGGUCACAUUCUGGCCUCAGACUUCAGGAAGUCUGACGGAGUUCAUACAGUGGAGACGGAGGAGGGAGACUACAUGUUCUGCUUUGACAACACCUUCAGCGCAGUGUCUGAGAAGAUCAUUUUCUUCGAGCUCAUUCUGGACAACAUGGACGAUGGAGAAGAUCCCAAGAGCUGGAAGGAGUACGUGCAAGGUGCUGACCUGCUGGACAUGAAGUUGGAAGACAUCAUGGACACGAUAAACAGUGUGAAGGCGAGAUUAGGGAAGAGUCUGCAGAUCCAGGCGGUUCUGAAGGCCUUUGAGGCGCGUGACCGCAACCUGCAGGAGAGCAACCUCGAUCGUGUCAACGUCUGGUCCUUCACUAACAUGGUAGUGAUGGUGGUUGUGUCCUGCGUGCAGGUCUACCUGCUGCGCAGCCUCUUUGACGACAAGAGGAAAACACACACGUAACCUCUGCUCAACAUCCAGGACUGAAAAGAGAAAAUAUCUCUUCCUCUUCUCCGUCCACUCGAGCUGAACCAAGAACACCCUGGUUUCAUUUCUCAGUCUAGAAAAUAAGACACAGAUCUUAUCUGAGCUGCUACAGGUUACAGACCUCACAGUAAAAAGGACAUGAUGGGUUUUUAACUUAAAGUAUUAACAUAUAUUGUCAGAGCUACUUAUAGCAUCAUUUUAUAGCAAAUAAAGACACACAUCUACACUGA
Tachysurus vachellii is the source of this 1107-nucleotide messenger RNA. RefSeq names its product transmembrane emp24 domain-containing protein 5-like. The coding region runs from base 173 to 853 and encodes 226 amino acids. Gene Ontology annotation, biological process: endoplasmic reticulum to Golgi vesicle-mediated transport; Golgi organization; intracellular protein transport. The record is from RefSeq and is a predicted model, not a curated record. Lineage: Eukaryota; Metazoa; Chordata; Actinopteri; Siluriformes; Bagridae. The transcript has 4 exons. Gene Ontology annotation, cellular component: Golgi apparatus; COPII-coated ER to Golgi transport vesicle; endoplasmic reticulum.